Molecule: messenger RNA, 954 nt
Organism: Daucus carota subsp. sativus
Lineage: Eukaryota; Viridiplantae; Streptophyta; Magnoliopsida; Apiales; Apiaceae
Product: OPA3-like protein
Exons: 4
Coding region: 222-704 (160 amino acids)
Biological process (GO): regulation of lipid metabolic process
Cellular component (GO): mitochondrion
Source: RefSeq, a predicted model, not a curated record
AACCCACUUAAAAAACCAGCCAUCUUCCCCAUUUCUCUCACAAGACCUUGCCUUUCUUUCCAAGAAACACCCUUUCUUCUUUAUUACUACUCUGAAUCAGUCACCAUUCAACUACUAUAUUUCUUCUUGAUUUCUUGAUCUAUUUAUUUAAAGAUUAAAACUCUGUGUUUAAUUGCACACAAGACUAAGGGGGUGUGAUCGAAUUACAAAAUAGAAGAGGAAUGGUCUUGCCUUUGUUGAAACUGGGAACACUUGCGUUGAAGACUAUUAGUAAGCCCAUUGCUGCUAGACUCAAAGCUGAAGCUGGGUUGCAUCCUAGGUUCCGUCAAUCCAUCAUCAACAUUGCUCAGGCAAAUCAUAGGUUCACUACAACUAUUCAAAGGCGCAUCUAUGGUCAUGCAACAGAUGUUGAGAUUCGCCCUCUAAACGAAGAAAAAGCUGUUCAAGCUGCUGUAGACCUUAUUGGGGAACUGUUUGUAUUCUCGGUUGCAGGAGCUGCUGUUAUCUUUGAGGUACAGAGGAGUGCCAGGUCAGAAGCUAGAAAGGAGGCAAUACGUAGGCAAGAAGUAGAGGAACUGAGGCAACGAGAUGAAGAGUUGGCAAAAGACGUGGAAGUCCUUAAGAACAAGCUUCAGGAAUUUGAGCAGGUUUUCAAGUCCAAACAAGCUUCGACUGGAGGUGACAAAUUAGCAAAACAAUCCUAACGUGUCAUUAUAUCUAGGCUGCUAAUAAUUCAUAUACAGAUAUGUACUGCCAAUAAUUCAUCAGUCCGCUCUUUUUGAGGAAACCUAAUUCUUUUCAGCAUUGUGUUGGCGACUCUGUUGGCCUCGCCAAUUUCGAUUUGUAUAUUAUAAAUUAAAUCUGAGGUUCUAUUUGUAUUGGCGAAGAAAGCAUGCAUCUUUUUGGUGUGGGAAGAGAGUUUUGACAAAUGAAGAUGAGGCUUGUAUUGCUGUU